GAGCACGCCUGCCUGCGCCCGGCCAUGGGCAGCUGCGCCCGCCUCCUGCUCUUCUGGGGCUGCUCGGCCGUGGCCGCAGGACUGAGUGGUGUAACUGGAGUAGGUUCCCACUGUGAAAAAGCAUGUAACCCUCGGAUGGGAAAUUUGGCUCUUGGGAGGAGACUCUGGGCAGAUACUACCUGUGGCCGGAACGCCACGGAGCUGUACUGCUCCUACAGCGAGAAUGCCGAUCUGACUUGUAGGCAGCCCAAGUGCCACAAGUGCAAUGCCGCACACCCUCACCUGGCUCACCUGCCCUCCUCCAUGGCAGACUCAUCCUUCCGGUUUCCUCGCACUUGGUGGCAGUCAGCUGAAGAUGCCCACAGGGAGAAGAUCCAGCUGGACCUGGAGACUGCAUUCUACUUCACCCAUCUGAUUAUGGUGUUUAAGUCACCUAGACCAGCAGUCAUGGUUCUAGAGAGAUCUCAAGAUUUUGGGAAAACUUGGAAACCUUACAAGUAUUUUGCCGCCAAUUGCUCUGCUACCUUUGGCCUCGAGGAUGAUGUUGUCGAGAAAGGAGCCAUUUGUACUUCCAGAUACUCCAGUCCCUUUCCCUGUACCCAAGGAGAGGUAAGAACAUUCAAUUAAUUCUACCUUUUAAAUAAAGUUUAAAAAAAAAAAAGAAGGUUAUUAGCACGCACACACACAUCACGAGUGUCACUAUAUUUAAAGUCUGGGUGCAUUUAAAAUCAAGGGAUGUUAAUGGCACAGAUCAAGUCAGUGUUUCUUUUUCCCAAUUAGCCUCCACAUUUCCCCCCAAGACGAUCAUUGUCAAUGUAGAUGGCCCAUUAGACUAGAUUUUUUCCGUCAGAGAAAGGGAUUUAAAGCAUUUUAUUUUUUAAAAAAAUU
This is a messenger RNA of Gracilinanus agilis (Agile Gracile Mouse Opossum), 888 nucleotides long. Its product is annotated as netrin-4-like. The record is from RefSeq and is a predicted model, not a curated record. Bases 25 to 627 code for a protein of 200 amino acids. NCBI's taxonomy places the organism in Eukaryota, Metazoa, Chordata, Mammalia, Didelphimorphia, Didelphidae. Gene Ontology annotation, biological process: basement membrane assembly; substrate adhesion-dependent cell spreading; cell migration. The transcript has 2 exons. Gene Ontology annotation, cellular component: laminin trimer.